This is a messenger RNA of Octodon degus (degu), 3934 nucleotides long. RefSeq names its product myosin light chain kinase family member 4 (gene Mylk4). Gene Ontology annotation, biological process: intracellular signal transduction; positive regulation of apoptotic process; protein phosphorylation. Bases 199 to 2241 code for a protein of 680 amino acids. Gene Ontology annotation, molecular function: protein serine/threonine kinase activity; ATP binding. NCBI's taxonomy places the organism in Eukaryota, Metazoa, Chordata, Mammalia, Rodentia, Octodontidae. The record is from RefSeq and is a predicted model, not a curated record. Gene Ontology annotation, cellular component: nucleus; cytoplasm. The transcript has 15 exons.
CAUGAGAUCAAGGACCGUAUCAGUUUAAACAGGGGCUCAGAGUGGCAUUUGAGAGAAAGGACACUUCCUCUUGUAGUAGACACUUUGCAGAAGGGCUCUAUUGACCAAGAGUAAGGAAGGACUUUCACCAGAGACCUGUGUAGUCAACUUGAUUUCCACAAAUUUCCUUUUGUCUACGCUUGGAGUGGUUCAAACUCUAUGAUGUCAUCCUAUAAGUGCCACCAGAGUGGAAUGCUGAAAAGUCACAACUGUGUCUUGAUUUACAAAUCAGAGACACAGGGAAACAAAAACCACACUCCAGAGAGUAGCUUAAUUGGACUCACCACCAAGAUGCUGAAGGUGAAGCGCUUAGAGGAGAUCGACACGUGUUACAGCAGCAGCGGGCUGGAGAAGGUGACAUUUUUCCAGUGCAUGAAAGAGGUGGAGAAAGUGAAAUGCUUUCUGGAGGAAAAUUCUGGUGAACUGCAUUCAAGCUCAGGAAAAAAUGAGGCUAAAGAGCAGGCAUGGUUAAACCCUGGCCUGAAGGAAAGGACAUCUAUCACAGAUGAAAGGACAUCAGUUGUCACAGAGGGAUCUACCAGGAAGAACCACCUCUUGUCUGAGAAAGAAAAGGUAGCUAAACUCAACAAGAAAAAUGCCGAGAAGACCAGUGCCUCUGUAGCUCAAUACAGCUUUGCCAUCUGCCCUCCAGAGAGAGGAGGCGAAGAGGAAGGCUUUGCUGCAAGAAAUUCCAUAGCACCAAGUGAGAAGACAGCUGGAGAAGACAUUUCGUGCACACAGAGCCCAAAGGGACAAGAGAGCAAUCGUGCUGGCAUUGACAGGCAAGCUGCUGUGGACAAAAAUGAAUGUCUGCGGUCUGAAGAAGGAAAAAAUGGGCUCCAUCCCACGGAAAGCAGUACGGGCAGGGAAACUGAGGAAGGAGAAGCAACAAACACAAGCAGGACAGCGCUGGACCAGCGUGCAGGGGAGGAGCAGCGCGCGGAUGAAAGCGGCGCUGGUCAGCCCCAGGACAGGUGUAUUGGCAGCAUAAAGGCUCUUUCUACACCAGGAAUCCGGAGAAAUUCUGCAUCAGGGUCCUCAUUCCAGAACGCUGAGCAGACAGAGUCGGCGGGCAGCAGUAAGCGGAGAGUGGCAGAAGAGCCCUGCGUGGACGAGCACACCAAGAAGAGCAGGACAGAUGUAGCGGGCCUGGGCGUGGAGGGCGCACUGACAGAGACUCCAGAAGCCAGGCAAGGCCAGGCGCGGGCCCAGGCUGGACCCCAAGAGUCCACUGGAGCAGAGAUCCCCGGAAUGCAAGAUCUGGUGGCUCCACUGGAUGAUGUCCCGGCUCCUGCUGCCCCAUUUGAUCAUCGGAUUGUGACAGCCAAACAAGCAGCAGCGAAUAGCUUCUACACCGUGAGCAAAACAGAGAUCUUAGGAGGAGGACGUUUUGGGCAGGUUCACAAGUGUGAAGAGAAAGCAACGGGCUUGAAGCUGGCUGCCAAAAUCAUUAAGACCAGAGGUGCAAAGGACAAGGAGGAAGUGAAAAAUGAGAUCAGUGUUAUGAACCAGCUGGACCACGUGAACCUCAUUCAGCUCUACGAUGCCUUCGAGACCAAGAACGACAUCGUCCUGAUCAUGGAGUACGUGGAAGGCGGGGAGCUGUUCGACCGCAUCAUUGACGAGACCUGCAGCCUGACGGAGCUCGACACCAUCCUGUUCGUCAAGCAGAUAUGCGAGGGCAUAAGGCACAUGCAUCAGAUGUACAUCCUGCACUUGGACCUGAAGCCUGAGAAUAUCCUCUGUGUGAAUCGGGACACUAAACAAAUAAAAAUUAUUGAUUUUGGAUUGGCCAGAAGAUACAAACCCAGGGAGAAACUGAAGGUGAACUUUGGAACCCCUGAAUUUCUCGCCCCCGAAGUUGUGAACUAUGACUUUGUUUCCUUCCCGACAGACAUGUGGAGUGUGGGGGUCAUCGCCUACAUGCUACUUAGUGGUUUGUCCCCUUUCCUGGGUGACAAUGAUGCAGAGACGCUGAGCAACAUCCUGGCCUGCAGGUGGGACUUAGAGGAUGAAGAAUUUCAGGACAUCUCAGAUGAAGCCAGGGAGUUCAUCUCCAAGCUCCUAAUUAAGGAGAAAAGUUGGAGAAUAAGUGCCAGUGAAGCUCUCAAGCACCCCUGGCUGUCCAGUCACGAGCUCCACGCCAGACUCCACGCACAGAAGAAGUGCAACUCCGAUGCUCAUAAUCUCAUGACCAAAUAGUCCACGGAAGACACCCCUUUGAAAGAUUUUGUUUGCUUUGCAGGAAAACUGCUGUGGUUGCUGCUGCUUUGAGAAGACUUUUGGAAAAAUCAGCAGUUCGGAUGACUUGACCCCUAGGAUGACUGGCAGCUGGCCGCAGCAGAGGAGGCCUUGAACUUGUGCUGGGAGCGCCUUUGCCUGGCUCAGCCAGGGCACCCGUGCUGGUCCCUGGGGUGCAGGCAGACCCCAGUUCUACAGCCUGCAUGGUGGGAGGUGUCUCCCUGCCUCCUUGAGUUAUUUUUAAUUUUUUAAUUUUUGGAUGUUAGUCACUGGGGCAGGGGUACGUUAUGCCUGCUCUUUCUCCAAUUCCUAGAGCAGUCAGAGUUGAAAUUUGAGAUUUAAGAGCCCGGAGGCUACACGAAGAGGCAAAAAGUGGCUUCCAGUCAUGAAACCGUGCCUCUCAAAGGGGUGAUUCUGUCUCUAGGAAAGGUCUCAGUUUGUCACCCUGAAGCACUUCUCGAGUGGCCUGAAAUCUGGUGAACUCAAUGGGCAAAUAAUUUGCUUGCUGGAGUAUAAGCCCUCUUCAAAUUCCUGAAGCAAAAGGCACCGGGCACCGGACCUCGCCGCUUCCGUGUAUUCUCCAGUCUCCCCAAGCGCAUCAGUUUCUUCCCAGUAGCUGCUUCUGCUUUCAGAGUAGUCAUGCUUUUUCACGAUGUGCUUCCUGUUCCCGUCGUCGGAGGGGCUGCUCCUACACUUACGAAGACCAACAGCUGCACCCACCGACGCAGAUUCCUGUGACUUGGAGGCUUGCGAAGAAAUAGCAGUCGGACACGGAAGGUGAAGGACCCGAUGCCCCCCAGCUGGCCCCCUGAGUGUGACAGUGAUGCCCGGGGAAGGCGUCUAUUCCUGUCCUCUCGAGCCAUUUCCUGACCGUUAUUUAAUAAGGGGCAUGAGUGCUACUGUGGGUGGCCUUGUACAGAGGGACACAGAGCGGAAAGAUCAAAAUAUGUGCCGUUUCCUUCCGAAGGAGGAGAGGUCCAGAGCGCCCGCUGCCCUCAGUCCCACUGCAUGCUCUGCACCACACUCAGUGCCCCGCCCUGGGACCUUUCCUCAGUUUCCAAUUUCUAGAUACUGCUGUGUUAGCAGGAAGUGGUGGCGAAUGGCUGUGAUCCCAGUAGUCUGGGAAGCCGAGGCAGGAGGAUCACAUGUUUGGGCCCAGCCUGGGUAAUUUAGCAACUUAGCAACACCCUGCCUUAAGAUUAAAAAUAAAUAAAUAAAUAAAAGGGCUAGAGAUACAAUUCUGAGCAAAAGCCAAACAGACCAAAGAACAAUGCUAUUGUGUCAAAAUAUGCUAGACCUGUUCCCUAAUGUUCAGCGCAGUAUAUUGUGCAGGCUAGUUGGUCACAACAGCAGUGAAUGGUACGGAGCAAGAGUUGCUUGGGGGCUCUGUCGGGAUGGCAGAUGGACUCUCCUCCCUUCGCUCCACCCAGCCAGCCAGCCGACCUGCGAAGCACUCCUGUGAGCAGUGCGUGGCGUCCUCCUCCUCCUGCAGGGGACAGUGGAGGUCGAGGCGGAGGCGCUGUCCUGGGGCCCCGAGCCGCCCCUGGCAGUCCCGCUUACUCUGCAGUGCACUCCUCCAGCCUCCACACUCAUAAGGCAGCACAUGUCCUUUUCCCUUUGGCCGAUGCUUUUAUCUAAAGCUAUUUUCUUCUAC